This is a messenger RNA of Sorex fumeus (smoky shrew), 1677 nucleotides long. RefSeq names its product glutamate decarboxylase like 1 (gene GADL1). The transcript has 16 exons. The record is from RefSeq and is a predicted model, not a curated record. Gene Ontology annotation, biological process: carboxylic acid metabolic process. Gene Ontology annotation, cellular component: cytoplasm. Gene Ontology annotation, molecular function: carboxy-lyase activity; pyridoxal phosphate binding. NCBI's taxonomy places the organism in Eukaryota, Metazoa, Chordata, Mammalia, Eulipotyphla, Soricidae. The coding region runs from base 25 to 1641 and encodes 538 amino acids.
CAGUUUGGACAAGGGGGCGCAGCGAUGAGCCGAGAGCCGGACCGCGAGUGCCCGGAGGACGGAGAUACUGACCAAGAAGAGAUGGUUCCAAGUAAGAAGAGUGCAGUUGUUGUGGAUGGGAUCAUACUGAAUGGGCCGACGACAGAUGCAAAAGCAGGGGAAAAAUUUGUUGAAGAGGCCUGUAGGCUAAUAAUGAAAGAGGUGGUUUUGAAGGCUACAGAUGUCAAUGAGAAGGUUUGUGAGUGGAGGUCUCCUGAACAAUUAAAACACCUUCUUGAUUUGGAGAUGAGAGACACAGGAGAGUCACACCACAAGCUGUUGGAACUCUGCCAGGAUGUCAUACGCUACAGUGUCAAAACUAACCAUCCCCGGUUCUUCAACCAGUUAUAUGCUGGACUUGAUUAUUAUUCUUUAGUGGCUCGAUUUAUUACAGAAGCAUUAAACCCAAGUGUUUACACGUAUGAGGUGUCCCCAGUGUUUCUGUUAGUGGAAGAAGUGAUUCUGAAAAAAAUGAUCGAAUUCAUUGGUUGGAAAGAAGGGGAUGGAAUAUUCAAUCCAGGUGGUUCAGUGUCCAAUAUGUAUGCAAUGAAUUUAGCUAGAUACAAGCAUUAUCCUGACAUUAAGGAAAAGGGUCUGACUGGGUUGCCAAGAUUAAUCCUUUUCACAUCUGCAGAGUGCCAUUAUUCCAUGAAGAAGGCAGCCUCCUUUCUUGGGAUUGGUACAGAGAAUGUUUGUUUUGUGGAAACAGAUGGAAGGGGUAAAAUGAUACCUGAGGAACUGGACAAACAAAUCUGGCAAGCCAAAAAAGAGGUGCUUGGCUCUCCAUAUUCUGUGGAGUUUCUCGGAUGUUCUCAUUCCCAGGGAGCAGCACCAUUUCUUGUCUGUGCCACGUCUGGAACCACCGUGCUGGGAGCCUUUGAUCCUCUGGAUGAAAUAGCUGACAUCUGUGAACAGCAUGGUCUCUGGCUUCAUGUGGAUGCUUCUUGGGGUGGCUCAGCUUUGAUGUCAAGAAAAUAUCGCAAGCUUCUGCAUGGCAUCCACAGAGCAGACUCUGUUGCCUGGAACCCACACAAGAUGCUGAUGGCUGGAAUUCAGUGCUGUGCUCUCCUUGUUAAAGACAGAUCUGAUCUUCUUAAGAAGUGCUACUCUGCCAAUGCAUCCUACCUGUUCCAGCAGGAUAAAUUCUAUGACGUCAGCUAUGACACAGGAGACAAGUCUAUCCAGUGUAGCCGAAGACCAGAUGCAUUCAAGUUCUGGAUGACUUGGAAGGCCCUGGGAACAUUAGGCCUUGAAGAAAGAAUGAAUCGUGCACUUGCUUUAGCUAGGUACCUAGUAGAAGAAAUCAAGAAAAGAGAAGGAUUCAAGUUACUUAUGGAGCCUGAAUAUGCCAAUAUUUGCUUUUGGUACAUUCCACCAAGCCUUAGAAAGAUGGAAGAGGGCCCUGAGUUCUGGGAAAAACUUCAUUUGGUUGCACCAGUUAUAAAGGAGAGGAUGAUGAAGAAGGGAAGUUUGAUGCUUGGCUACCAACCCCACCGGGGGAAAGUCAACUUCUUCCGCCAGGUGGUGAUCAGCCCUCAAGUUAGCAGAGAGGACAUGGAUUUCCUCUUGGAUGAGAUUGACCUGCUUGGUAGAGACAUGUAGCUAUGGCUUUUGUCACCCAGAGUCAUGGAUCCUGAU